This is a messenger RNA of Fusarium fujikuroi IMI 58289, 1473 nucleotides long. Its product is annotated as related to triacylglycerol lipase V precursor. The transcript has 5 exons. The record is from RefSeq and is a predicted model, not a curated record. Lineage: Eukaryota; Fungi; Ascomycota; Sordariomycetes; Hypocreales; Nectriaceae. Gene Ontology annotation, molecular function: carboxylic ester hydrolase activity. Bases 1 to 1473 code for a protein of 490 amino acids.
AUGAAGUCUCUCACAUCAUUCUUAACAGUUGCUCUAGCUGCAUGCACUGUCACCGAUGCUCGUGGACUACACUAUCAAUCCGAAGCCCCACUGAAUAUCAAGACAACCAGCGGUCAUCUGUCAGGUUUUAUCAACAAGACCGCCCCGGAUGUUCGCCAGUUCCUCGGUGUCGCCUACGCCGAACCUCCUCUCAAGUCCCUUCGCUUCAAACCCCCCAAGCGAAAGCACAGCUCAGAGCACGUUUCAGCCAAGAAGUACGCGCCGUCAUGCAAGCAAAUCAUCAGCAAGAACCCAACAGUCUACACCGAGCACAUGACCCAGUUUCUUAUCAAUGGUGGCGACUCUGAGGACUGCUUGUAUCUCAAUGUCUAUGCUCCGUUGAAACCAACUGCAAAGAAGUUGCCUGUCUUUAUUUACAUCCCCGGCGGUGGUUUUACAGGUGGUGGUGCAGACUCGCUCUACAAGAUCCCCGAUAAGUGGAUCCAAAAGACUCAGUCUCACAUCGUUGUCACAAUGAACUAUCGCGUCAAUGUCUUUGGCUUUCCCAACGCUGAAGCUGCCCAACAAAACGUCGGCCUUCUUGACCAGCGCAUGGUUGUUGAGUGGACACGUGACAACAUUGCAGCCUUUGGUGGUGAUCCUCAUAAGAUGACCCUCUGGGGCCAAUCUGCUGGUGCUGGCUCAGUUGGCAUGUACGGAUACGCUUAUCCAAAGGACCUCAUCGUCAAGGGUUUGAUCUCUGAUUCAGGUGCUCCGGCUAUGCUGGCUAAGGCUUAUGGUAAUCACUCCAGUUUCGACACCCUUGCCGAUAAGGUCGGCUGCAAGGGACUGGAAGGUAAGAAGCAAUUGACCUGCAUGCAACAGGUCGAUGGUUCGAAGUUGCAGAAGGUCUACUCUGAGACACCGACGAUCUCGUUUACUCCUGUUGGAGACAACGUCACAGCGUUCUCUAAUACGACCGACAGACUUGCGAGAGGUUUGGUGACCAGAGUGCCAUGGAUCUUUGGCAACAAUGCCAACGAAGGUGCUGGCUUCGGCACAUACGAUCCUAACGGCGUGACACCAGCCCAGACUGCUAUUGGGCUACAGGCUAUCGUCUGCCCAGUUGCUGCUGAGGUUAAAAACCGUGUCAAGUUCGGAUACCCAACUUACAGAUAUUACUACACCGGAAACUUCUCCAACAUUACUCCCCUGCCCUGGAUCGGUGCGACCCAUAGCGCGGAGCUUCCUCUGCUCUUCGGAACACAUUACGAGUACCGCGGUAACUCCACUAAGUAUGAAUGGGAGGUUGCCGAGGGCAUGCAAGGUCUGUGGCUUUCUUUUGCAAACAACCCCAAGCAGAACCCUCAAGUUGGAAAGAUCACCUGGCCUUUAUAUAAGCCCAAUGAGAACAAGAUGGCUGUUUUUGCAGAGGCUGGAAAGAAGUGGUUUCAGUUAGGCAAAGGGUCCCUGACCGAGACCCAGUGUAAGUAG